Phascolarctos cinereus (koala) is the source of this 957-nucleotide messenger RNA. RefSeq names its product olfactory receptor 5B2-like. The record is from RefSeq and is a predicted model, not a curated record. Gene Ontology annotation, molecular function: G protein-coupled receptor activity; olfactory receptor activity. Lineage: Eukaryota; Metazoa; Chordata; Mammalia; Diprotodontia; Phascolarctidae. Gene Ontology annotation, cellular component: membrane. Gene Ontology annotation, biological process: G protein-coupled receptor signaling pathway.
AUGACAUCGAUGGAGAACAAAUCUAAAGUGGAUGAGUUCAUCCUCAUAGGACUAACAGAUGCCCCAGAGCUUCAGGUUCCUCUCUUCAUAAUGUUCACAUUCAUCUACCUCAUCACUCUGGUUGGGAACCUGGGGAUAGUAGCUCUGAUCUCCUGGGAUACCUGCCUCCACACCCCCAUGUACUUUUUCCUCAGUAACCUCUCUUUGAUGGAUUUUGGCUACUCUUCAACUGUUACUCCCAAGGUGAUGGCUGGGCUUUUCACAGGGGAGAAGGUCAUCUCCCAUAAUGGAUGUGCUACACAGUUGUUCUUCUUUGGAGCCUUCGGUGGCACUGAAAGUUUCCUCUUAGCCUCCAUGGCCUAUGAUCGCCAUGCAGCUGUGUGUAAGCCCCUACAUUACACCACUACCAUGACUUCAACAAUAUGUGCAUAUCUGGCCAGUGGUGCUUACAUCUGUGGCUUUCUGACCUCCUCCAUAGUCAUAGGAAACAUUUUUAGCCUUUCCUUUUGUAGAGCCAACAUAGUCCAUCACUUUUUCUGUGAUGUUCCCCCCCUCCUAAUCCUCUCUUGUUCUGAUAUUCAUCUCAUUCAGUCAGUAGUCUUUAUCGUAGGGUCAUUCACUGUCUUUUUCCCAUUUCUUGUCAUCUUUACUUCUUAUUUUUUAAUCUUCAUCACCAUCCUGAAAAUCCGUCCUGCUGAAAGCCGCCAGAAAGCCUUCUCUACCUGUGCUUCCCAUCUCACAGUAGUGUCCAUAUUUUAUGGGACAAUCUUCUUCAUGUACUUUAAACCCAGCUCAAGCCAUUCCAUGGACACAGACAAGAUAAUCUCAGUGUUCUACACCAUGGUCAUCCCUAUGUUGAACCCUCUUGUCUAUAGUCUUAGAAACAAUGAGGUCAAGAAUGCUUUUAGGAAAGCUGUGAGGGGACAGAGACUUCAAGUGGAUCAUCUUUUUUCUUAG